AUUUCUUUAACCAGACCAACAAUCAGACCUCCACUGAGAGAGAGAGAGGGGGCAAUUAUCUUCACAACACACCCCUCUCCCUCUUCUUCUUCCUCUCCAAUUCCUAACUUUUAACUGAUUUUUUUAUUCUUUUCAAAAAAAAAAAAUUCAUAUUAUUGAUGAUUCUCUUUGCAUUCCGCUAAUUUCCCCUUGUUUUUGAUGCGACGAUCGCAUGCCCGUACACGGAUCGAUUCCAAACCCGACAAAAUGGAUCCAAUCAAGCUCCAUAUUCGACCCACCGCUAGAUCCACCAAUCUCUUCUCCCGAACUCCGAAGAACACCAAAUCAAACCUCCUUUUUACCCUCACCGUCGCUCUAACCUCUGCUUUUUUCACUAUAAUUCCCUGCUAUUACUUAUUCUUCUACACCCACAAAACCGCAAAUCCCAAUUCGGUCAAAUACGGCGUCGUUAUUGACGGAGGGAGUACGGGCACCAGAAUCCAUGUUUUCAGUUACAGAAGAGAGAGCAACGAGUUUGAUUUUGAGUUAGGAAACAUGAGGGUAAAUCCGGGAUUAUCUUCGUAUGCAGAGAAUCCGGAGUUUGCGGGGGAGUCGUUGAAACAGUUGAUCGAUUUCGGGAAGGGGAAAGUGCCCGCCGGGCUUUGGGAUGAAACCGAAAUAAGGUUAAUGGCGACGGCCGGGUUGCGUCUACUGGAUUUGAAGGUUCAAGAAAAGAUUUUGAGGGCCUGUAGGGAAGUGCUUAGGGCAUCUGGCUUUAUGUUCAGAGAUGAAUGGGCCACGGUCAUUACAGGUUCUGAUGAGGGUGUUUAUGCUUGGGUUGUUGCAAACUAUGCACUUGGUAGUCUUGGAGGUGAUCCUCUGAAAACAACUGGAAUUAUUGAACUUGGGGGUGCUUCUGCGCAGGUAACCUUUGUUUCAAAUGAACCUAUGCCUCCUGAGUUUUCACGUACUAUUAAAUUUGGGAAUGCCACUUACAAUCUCUACAGCCACAGUUUUCUUCAUUUUGGCCAGAAUGUUGCAUUUGAAUCAUUGAAGGAAUUAAUCACCUCAGGUGGCUUUAACUCGGCUGUAGGGUCACUGCAGAAGAGAGUACAUAUAGAUCCUUGCUCUCCUAAAGGAUACUCCCAUGAUAUGGAAUCAUGGAAGCUCUCAGCAGAUUCUUCGGAUGAAAAUAAUGAAUAUUUGUCCACACUUCAAGCUGGGGGUAACUUUUCAGAAUGUAGAUCUGCUGCAUUAAUGCUGUUACAAAAAGGAAAAGACAAAUGCUCCUAUAAAAGCUGCUAUUUGGGAUCAACUUUCAUGCCUAAGCUUCAGGGAACAUUUUUGGCCACGGAAAAUUUCUUCCAUACGUCAAAGUUCUUCAGGUUGCGUGAAAGGGCAUUUCUUUCUGAUUUGCUGAUAGCUGGAGAACAAUUUUGUGGAGAGGAUUGGUCAAAGUUGAAGAACAAGUAUCCAUCACUUGAUGAGGAUCUGAUGCGCUAUUGCUUCUCAUCUGCAUAUAUUGUUGCUUUACUGCAUGACAGUCUUGGAAUUGCAUUGGAUGAUGAAAGGAUUGGGUAUGGAAAUCAUGUGGGAAAUAUCCCACUUGAUUGGGCGCUGGGAGCUUUCAUCCUGCAGAGCACAUCAGAUUUGGAUGUACAUAACUCUGGCUGGAUUGGCACCAUUAUUAGUGAUGACUCACCUACACUGCUCUCCCUGAUUGCCAUUUCUAUACUAUUAAUGUUUAUAGCAUGGUCUGUAUCAAAAUGGAGGAAACCCCAAUUAAAGACAAUUUAUGAUCUAGAAAAAGGGAGGUAUAUAGUUAGUCGUGUUAGUAGGUGAUAACAUUUAUCCGAAGUGAUGAACGAAUUCCCUCGGUCUUGCAGAUGAGGAAGUGAUAAGUCAAAGGUGGGAGCCAUGUAAUUAUAGUACUUAUAAAAUUUGUAUGAUUCCUUAAUUUGCUGGCGAAAGUCACCCACUUAAUGCUGCGAUUGUGCUGGAAAUAUGACUGUAUGGAGUGGGGUUUUCAGCACAGAAUGAUGUAGUGUAACAUUAAUGUGGGGAAAUAGGUUAGAAGAUUGUAAUCCCAUUUUGUAUUUAGCGGGAAUACAGAUGUCGGUUUAUUGACCACAUGCUUCCGCAUUAAGAAGCAAACCUGUGGGAAAGUAUAUUACAGUUUGGGAGAGAAUCCAGAUGUUUGUAUGACUGACUUAAUGAUAUUGGAGGUGUGUUUUCAGUUUGCAAUU
Pistacia vera is the source of this 2225-nucleotide messenger RNA. RefSeq names its product probable apyrase 6. Bases 199 to 1821 code for a protein of 540 amino acids. Gene Ontology annotation, cellular component: membrane. The transcript has 8 exons. The record is from RefSeq and is a predicted model, not a curated record. Gene Ontology annotation, biological process: nucleoside diphosphate catabolic process. NCBI's taxonomy places the organism in Eukaryota, Viridiplantae, Streptophyta, Magnoliopsida, Sapindales, Anacardiaceae. Gene Ontology annotation, molecular function: nucleoside diphosphate phosphatase activity.